GUCGGGCCUCUCUCCUGGGCGUGGGUAAACACACCCAGAGCCUGUCAUGGAGCGGGAGGCAGCGGCGGCGGCGGCGAAGGGCGGCGUUCUUGGCCGCCUCCAGGGUCCGCUCUGCCAUUCCUGAACUGGUCCCUGGCCCCCGGCCCCUGUGACUGUGGCAUCAGGGAAGCCAACUGUUAGGCAAGAGGAGACAGCAGUCAGAACCAUAUCCCCUUCUUCCCCCGGGGCGGGGGCCUGGCCGGGUCAGGCCGGCUGAGCCGGGGCAGGGCAGCGGGCGGGAGCGCCCGGCCAGCCGGCCUGUCUGCGAGAUGGAUGACAGUAAGGUGGUUGGAGGCAAAGUAAAGAAGCCCGGCAAACGUGGUCGGAAGCCUGCGAAAAUUGACUUGAAGGCAAAACUUGAGAGGAGCCGGCAGAGUGCAAGGGAAUGCCGGGCCAGAAAAAAACUGAGAUACCAGUAUUUGGAAGAGUUGGUAUCCAGUCGGGAAAGAGCCAUAUGUGCCCUCAGAGAGGAACUGGAAAUGUACAAGCAGUGGUGUAUGGCGAUGGACCAAGGAAAAAUCCCUUCUGAAAUCAAGGCCCUACUCACUGGAGAAGAGCAGAGCAAAUUUCAGCAGAACUCAAGCAGGCACAUGAAAGCUGGGAAGACAGACGCUAAUAGCAAUUCCUGGUGAAGAGCAUAUAAAUGAUGAGUCAGUGACUGAAGCCAAUAUUCUUAUUCCUAUGGAGGAUGAAUGGGCAAGAUUAUACUUCUUGGUUCCGUUAACUACCUACUGCUCAGUAGUCAUCUCUGUAAAUCUGUAGUUUCUACUGAAAUGUGUGAUCAUAGAUCUCAAAGGAUUUUGCUUUAACUUUCAACACUUAGAAAAUUUAUAAAAUUCAGACCUGUUCUGGUUAGUAUUGCCACCCAUGGAAUUUAACUGUUACAGUGCUUAAGAACACAGAAAUAGAAAUGGGUGAAGAAUGUAUUUUUGCACCUUAACUCCACAUUGCUUUAUUGUUUAAUUUAUAUUCUCUCCAUGUAAUUCAUGUAAAUGUAUGUAUAUGUAUGUAUAGGUAUCACCUCCUUUCAUGUGCUUGAUUGUCCUACAAAAAGAAACCAAAUGGACUGAUUACUAAGUUCUCAGUCUUUAUGGACCUAACCUUAUUUCAUUAUAUUUACUUGAGUAACAUAUAUUUUCUGCAUGAACCAUGAUUUCUCCUGUGAGCCAUUCCAGCAUAAGCUGUGAAUAUGUAUUAACAAAUAUAUAUAUAUACAUUUCUAUUUUUAUAAUCCAUGGUGGUAUGCCUGUUUUAAAUAAUGUACAUGUUAACAAAAUCUGUCAGGAAAGCCCACAAGACAGCCUCUAUUUGAAACUUUUGUGGCUGUCUUUUCAAACUGUAUUUACAGAACUUUUCUAGGGCCUAAUCCAUAUUUGGAGAAUAAUUAGUCAUAUUUUAUUAAGCGGGAGGUAACCUUUUAGGCAUUUCAGCAGAAUACAUCAUUUUGGCAACCUAGAGUGUAUGUGUAUGUGUUUCUCUUGUAUGUCUAUAUAUGUAUGUGGGGACGGUAGGAGUGAAUGUUCACACACAUUUCCUUGUGUCGUUAACUAACUUGGAGAAUUUUUCUAAAGAAAAUAGGAUGAAAUUAGCUGCUGAGGUUGAGUUCCUGCCUCAAGAGAUCUGGAACAAAAUGAGGGAUGAACUGCUAGUACAUCUAAUGGCUGUAGCCAUAACCAGAACACUUAGUUUCUUCCCUGACGCAAGUUUCCUUAUGAGUGUUCUAAGCCAAAAACAAACACACCAGGGGUGCGUGUCUGGUUCAGCCCCGGCCGUGCCUCCACUCUGGAGUGAAGCCCUGGAGCCGAGAGUUGUGCACAGCACCACAGCUCAGGGGCUUGGUAGGAGGUGCAGGAAGCCAGGUGGUUCUCUCCGGUUCCCAUCACAGCCACAUUUACUUUCUUCCUGCCUACCAGGUGGAGUGAUGGUUGGGGAAUUAAACACAUAAUAUGAUACACUCAGAUAGACCUAGGAAUCUUUUAAUUUCCCCAAAGAGACACUUCAUCACUCUUUCUCCUCUUUCCCAUAGUUAAAUCAGGAGUCGUGCUCUCUGUUGCUGCUAAAUUAUAAUUGCUCUUUGGUCUUAUGAAACAAAUAUUUGGCUUUCAAUUAAAACAUGUUAUGAAAAUGGCAGUUUAAGAGGAAGCAUUAUAGUCUAGGUUGUCUGUGAGGUGGAACAUGAGAUGGACCACAUAGUUUCAGAAUACAGGGAACUGCCCUCCUUCUCUUAGGAAUGUGUUUGAAUAAAGUGCCUCCCCUUAGCCUGAGUUCCUAAAGGUCUCUUGUGCUUAGGUUGCAAACUCAGAUCUCUAGUCUAGUCCUGUGUGACUACUGAUAAACCACUAGCCCAGCCUGUUGGGUCUCUGUUUUGGAGGACUGGGGGUUUAAGAGUAUAUAAUGUCUUCUUAGGAUCACAAAUAUAAAUAGACUAAGGAUUGUUAAUAUUCCAGUGUUCAGAAUUUAAGUGUUUUAAAUAUAGUGUUCUGAUUCUAAUGGGUGUAUUUUUGUCAUCUGGUCUACUCAAAUAUAUAUUUCUAUUCCGCAAAAUGACCCAAGACUUCUUGGUUCAGUACCCUUUGAAUUGCCCAAAAGAGUUGUCUUCAAAACAAACAUUCCAGAAUGAAUGUGGCUCUUCAAUGGAAUUGCCUGCAUUGUGCUUGAAGUAUUUCUUCUCUGGUUGUACCUCUAAUUUACAGUCAUUUGAGCUACCCCAUCCCCCAUGGGAUCUUUACAAGAGCAGUGACUUCAUCCCCAGGUAAAGGAUGUGUAAUUCGGGGUGAAAAUAAAUUGCAAUUUAUUUGAGUUUAUUCCUAAACCUGUUUGCUAUUUUGGCGUAGAUCAAAGCAGGAGAAAGUUCCUUGUUCUUAAAAAGGAAUGUUUUGGUUACUCUGGGUUGUGCCAGCUGCGCACUUUGGCCACUUGAAGCAUGUUAAUAAAUGUCACUGACUGAAACAGCUGGAACAUUCUUUCCCCAGUCCAGUCACAGAGCAGCCUAUCGAAUCCUAGUAUCUCUCACUACCUGUAAUGGCAGCACACAGGCCGGGAGAGCACAGAGGAGGGUGAGAGCCCGGUGAGCUCUGUCCCCUGAAACAGUGCUGUUCUCCUUGCUUCCUGAGUACACAGUAAUGUUUCCUUUUUCUUUUUUUCCCCCCCAAAGAAAGGAAGAUAAAGGGAAAAAUAAAUUUGUGUAUUUAAACCAGUGAUAUUCUGUCAUUAAUUUAGCAUAGAUUUGCCAUAUAUUAAAGCAAUGGAAUAUAAUAUGGAGUAAAUUUGACCAGGUCAAGUUUUAGGAUAUAGUUGAAGUUCUUAAAAUUUUUUUUCUAUUUUACCUAAAGUCUUUCUGUUAAAUCAGAAUUAGAAUCUUACUGCAGCAAAUUCAUAUCACUGUUUACCAGCUAAUUGACAGUAUUUAUCAGCAUUCCUGUUUAGCAUUUUAUCAUCUUUGAACUAAGAUAAACUUGAUUUGGCUCAUUAAAGAAGUUUAGGUUUAAACUGAACUUACCUUUAGUUAAACGCAAAGAAAAUUUAAAAAUGUAAAUGCUAUAUUUCACAAGAAAUCUGUUGCAUAUUAUUAAUUACAUAUUUAGUGUUUAAAGAGAAGAUUAUUAUUAAGCCACAAGGUAUUUUGGGCAUUGAAGGACUUUUUCUUUCUCUGAAGAGCAUUGUACAAUAAUAUUUUUAUGAAAAAUAAAAUACCUUCACCAGAAAUA
This is a messenger RNA of Manis javanica (Malayan pangolin), 3746 nucleotides long. It is a transcript of the gene CREBL2, whose product is annotated as cAMP responsive element binding protein like 2. NCBI's taxonomy places the organism in Eukaryota, Metazoa, Chordata, Mammalia, Pholidota, Manidae. The record is from RefSeq and is a predicted model, not a curated record. Gene Ontology annotation, molecular function: DNA-binding transcription factor activity. Gene Ontology annotation, cellular component: nucleus. Gene Ontology annotation, biological process: regulation of DNA-templated transcription.